Messenger RNA from Loa loa (African eye worm), 1435 nucleotides. RefSeq names its product UBX domain-containing protein. Gene Ontology annotation, molecular function: ubiquitin binding. Gene Ontology annotation, cellular component: nucleus. The transcript has 10 exons. NCBI's taxonomy places the organism in Eukaryota, Metazoa, Nematoda, Chromadorea, Rhabditida, Onchocercidae. The record is from RefSeq and is a predicted model, not a curated record. Gene Ontology annotation, biological process: proteasome-mediated ubiquitin-dependent protein catabolic process. Bases 196 to 1362 code for a protein of 388 amino acids.
UUCCAGCAACAAUUGCUAGGUUCAAAAUGGCUGACAAUGAAGGGAUCCUCGCUGCACAAUUCCGUACCGUUACUGGUUGCACGAAUGCGGUAGAGGCGUCCCAGUAUUUGGAAAUGUGUAAUGGUAAUUUGGAAUUGGCCGUAAAUUUGUACUUUCAACAGCUUCAACCAUCCUCAUCAAUGGCGAUAAACGGUGAUGAGUCACCAGAUGUCAUUUGCGUCAGCAAGGGUGCAGGGCGGCGUAAUGCUGUUGUAUCAAAUCAUACCAUGUGUGAAGCGACAAACUCUCGAGUUAGCCGUUCUAAUAAUGAUGUAUCGACAAAAUGGAAGAGAUGGUGCUUCAGUAUUUGAUACGGCUCGUGAUUUUCGUGCUGAAGCAGGGGAAAGAAUGGCUAUGCUACAAAAUAGGCACACUAUAUUGGAUGCGACGGUUGCCAAGCGUGUAACCCUUCAAAAUCUUUUUCGCCCUCCGAUAGAUAUUAUGUUCAAUGGUGAUUGGGAUGCUGUUCGGGCUGAAGCUCAACUGCAUGGACAUUGGCUGCUUGUUAAUAUACAAGAUGAUCUGGAAUUCGCUUGCCAAACUCUUAAUCGUGAUGUGUGGUCUAAUUCAUCCGUAAAAGAACUGCUUCGAUCAAAUUUCGUCUUUUGGCAGGUGCAUAAAGACUCAGCUGAUGGGAAUAGAGUGAGUAAUUAUUAUCGAAUAUCUACUUAUCCAGCUGUUUUCAUAGUUGAUCCACGUACAGGAGAACAGUUAAUUACAAUUGGGGCCAAAGAUACGAUGUCUUUCUGUGAUCAAAUUACAACAUUUUUGGAUGCUUGUCCAGAUUUCGACACAAGAGACAAACAACUAAAAAUAGCGCCUACAUCGAGCAAUUUCGGACGGUUGAUGUCGAAGGAGGAUUGUGGACAUAAUCAGUAUAUGGAUGACUCGCCAACCACAAAUCGAAAGCGUGCGCAUUUUUUACAGCAAGACGAAAUAAUGGAUGAUGAUUGCAGUAAUUCAAAAAAGCCUCGUGAGGGCAAUGAUUGGCCAGAUAUUGAUGGCAUCAUAGAUAGCGGUAGCAAAUUAACAACAAUUGAUCGAGAUGAAUGGAUGAAAUGUAUCGGUGAUCCAGAUGGUCAUGGAUGUCGUCUUCUGCUUUCUCUACGCCUGCCGGAUGGUAAUCGUCAGAUGAUGGAAGUGGAAGACACAACUACUCUCAAGGCCAUAUUUGUGCUUAUUGCUGGUCUUGGGUUUUACCCAACAGAUCAUCAACUUGUCCUCGAUUAUCCGAAACGAAUAUACACCGAUCAGGAUCACUAUCGUACGCUUCGUGAACUCAAUUUCAGCAAAAGAGAGCUUAUUCAUGUGGAAAGGCAGUGAAGAUUCAUUUCAUAUUAGAGGAGCGAUAAUUCUGAUUCAUUUUUCUUUUCUUCCGUUGAACUAGGGAGUAGAA